Messenger RNA from Saccharomyces cerevisiae S288C, 1557 nucleotides. RefSeq names its product Pac2p (gene PAC2). Bases 1 to 1557 code for a protein of 518 amino acids. The transcript has a single exon. The record is from RefSeq and is marked reviewed. Gene Ontology annotation, cellular component: cytoskeleton. Lineage: Eukaryota; Fungi; Ascomycota; Saccharomycetes; Saccharomycetales; Saccharomycetaceae.
AUGACUUAUGAAAUUGGGGACAGACUCAAGAUUGGUGGAUAUUUUUGCACCAUCAAAUUCAUAGGUGUUAUUAAGCCGUGGCCUUCGGUAAAAGCUUAUGGGGUGGAAUGGGACGAUCACAGCCGGGGAAAACAUUCUGGAACAAUAGAUGACAUACACUAUUUUGACGUUCAAAUUCCUAAUUCAGGAUCAUUUUUGAAGGAGUCUAAGAUUAAAUCUCCAGGUGUACGCAGAAUUACGUUUUACGAAGCAUUGUCAGAAAAGUAUGGAGGCUCGAGUAAUAACAUUAAUGACCUAUCUAUAGGUAACAAAAGGGUUGAGGGUUUGGGAUUCGAUGAACUAAAUGCGAGAAAUAAGAAUUAUAAGAAGUUAAGAAAAAUAGCUUUGCGAGAUUCCGAUGUCGCUAUAUUGUUUCAAAAUCAAGAUGAGUUAAACCGUGUAAUACAAAAUUGUGUGAACGUCAAGGACCUUGAUUUAUCGCUUAAUCUAUUCACGAAUAUCAACUCUUUAUGUGAGUUCAUAGAACCUUUGAAGAACUUGGAGAGCCUUAAUAUAUCUCAAAAUAAACUUUUAAGCGGUUGGGACAACUUGAAAGAAUAUGACCUAUCACACAUCAAAACUUUACGUCUGUCUUCCUGUGGUUUAAGUUAUAAACAUAUUGGUAAGCUGCUCAAAAGCUUCAGGACACUGAAAAUGUUGGAUUUAAGCUAUAACAACUUGACCAGUGCGGGAAUCCAAAAUUUUGAGAAUGAAAUACCGUGUACUUUGGAGGAACUGAAUAUUAGCGGAAAUAAUCUUAUAUCGUUUCCAUUGUUUCCAAAAAAUUUGACAUUGAAAGGUUUAAAUGUCUCCAAUAAUCAAAUUUCUAGAGCACCAAGUAUUGCUAUUUAUUCUGUUGAAUCCUUGGAUAUAACAGAUAACAAAUUUAAGGAAAGAAGUUUGAUAGAUGAUUUGAAUAAGACAUUUCCCUCUUUGAAAAAUAUCCAUCUGAGUGGCAACGAAUUCAACUACAACGGAAAUUAUAUUAACGUCGAAGAACAGGCUACUUUUUAUGAAGUACUGGCUAGGUUUGAUCGUGUGAUGGUAUUGAAUGGAUCAAUAUGUGAUGUAAAAACAAGAAGAGAGGCUGAGAUGUUUUUUGUUUCCAAGGUAAUGAAUAACGAAUUGAGCUAUGACACCAAUCUGCCGCGUUGGUCAAGCCUCAUAAAGUCGUAUGAAAUCGAUAUGAGUAAGCUAAGUUUCAACAAUGAAAGAGAAACACGGCAAUCUCUUGUCUUAAAAAUAAAGAUAAGAGCUGGCAAGAAGCCGAGUAGUGAUUUAGAUUAUUGGGUCCUUCCCAGUUUUACAGUAAGGUACGUUAAGAGUGUAAUAUGUCGAAAGCUAAACUUUGACAUACUGAAUGUUAAGUUAUUUCAUGAAAAUUCUGAAGGGAUGAUAAACGAAAUAAAGUAUAAUUUUCGCCCCAUUUCAGAUUUUAAUGUUGUGAACGGAGAUAUUAUUCAUGUUUCGUCUCCAGUAAAUAACAAGAGCAUUCAGAAGGUUAACAGCCCAUCGUAA